Molecule: messenger RNA, 1100 nt
Organism: Melozone crissalis (California towhee)
Lineage: Eukaryota; Metazoa; Chordata; Aves; Passeriformes; Passerellidae
Product: TLC domain-containing protein 5-like
Exons: 2
Coding region: 87-824 (245 amino acids)
Cellular component (GO): membrane
Source: RefSeq, a predicted model, not a curated record
UGGAGCAAAGCUGACACUGUCACAGGCUCUUCCUCCUGCUCACUUUGUCCUUCUGAUCCCUCGUGUCCUGCUGUUCCCAGGCCAGGAUGCAGUUCCCGCUGCCCCUGCGUGCAGCCUGCAGCCUGCUGGCCUGGUUCUGCCUCUACAAGUGGUUCUGCCACCGCUACCGGCACCGGAGCCUCGAGUGGAGCUGCAGGCUGGUCACCCUGACCCACGGCAUCCUGGCCACCUGCCUGUCCGCCUACAUCGGCUUCAUCGACGGCCCCUGGCCCCUCAGCCACCCAGGCUCACCCAACACAACCCUUCAGGUGCACGGGCUGUGCCUUAGCUUGGGCUACUUCAUUUUUGACCUGUGCUGGUGCGUGUACUUCCAGACGGAGGGUGCCCUGAUGCUGGCCCACCACCUGGUCAGCAUCGUGGGCAUCGCCGCCUCCUUGGCGCUGGGCGAGUCGGCCGGCGACGUCAACGCCGUCAUCUUCGGCAGCGAGAUCACCAACCCGCUGCUGCAGGCCCGCUGGUUCCUCAAGGAGCUGGGCCGCUACCACACCUUCGCGGGCGACCUGGUGGAUUUCCUCUUCGUGGUGCUCUUCACGGGCGUGCGCAUCGGCGUGGGGGCCUGGCUGAUGUACUGCGAGCUGGCCUCGCCCCGGCCCCGCUGGUACAUCAAGCUGGGCGGGGUGGUCAUGUACGUGGUGUCCUGGGUGUUCAUGGUGAGCAUCUGCCGCUUCGCCAGGAGGAAGAGCAUCAGCAAGUACCAGGCCUGGAGGAGCCGCAGGAGCCGCGAGCUGGGCUGGAAAACCAACGGGCACCUCAAAGGGCACUGAUGGAGGAUGAGCAGAAUUCCUCGAGUUCACGGGCUGGCAAGGAGGGGUUCGUGCCUGAAAUGCUGCUGGAGGGAGAGGAGCCAACGCACGUUAGCAGAUCCGGAGCCAAAUUUAUCCCUGGCCUAACUCCACUGAAAGCCAUGGAGCUAUGCCAUGGAUUCACUGGGCAGAGCUGGCACGGUGUGCACAGCCUGAACAAGAAGGGAAAGAAGGGCUAAUUUAUAGACUAACCAUGGCUGGUCCGGCAGUGCAGGUGUAAAUGGUGAUGUGGAGGGA